CUUCUUUAACCUGGUUAGAGUAAUUGAUAUCUUCUGUGAAGUGGAAGUUUUCUAAGGGACAUUUUCUAACUCAAACAAACCAAACGUAACGAAACCUAUGUGACCAGAUAUCAGAGCAACUCUGAGGAUGGACACCAAAACGCCCUCCAGACAUCAGCUGGAUGUCACAGACCGUUAUUUCCUUCCUCUGAUUUAGUCAUGUAAGAGGUCAUGAUGGACGUGCAAGUAGUGAUAGGCACACAAGAGGAAGAGGCUGCAGUAGCACCUGCAUACAUAUUAAUCGAUAAACAGAGGCCUUCCUAGACACACACACACACACACACACACACACACACACACACACACACACACACACACACACACACACACACACACACACACACACACACACACACACACACACACACACACACAGAUCGACUGCUAAGGUUAUUGAGUGCGUGACCUCAAGUCAAGAUGGAUUGUGGGGAGACUGUUCUGUGUGGAGGGGGGGAGCAAGAGCUCGAUCCCGACAUUGUGAGCGAAGAGGCGGGAAAGCUCUACUCAGAGCUCCAGUCCGUGGUGGAGACCCAUGGGGCGGGCGUGGUGGAGUCGCUGGUGCCGGUGAUGGUGUGGGUUCUGGAGGGUCUGGCCAGCUGCCGGGCCCAGCUGCGGGAGCGCGAGGAGGAGGCGGAGAGGGAGAAGGUGGAGCGGGACGAGCUGAUGGACCGCUACCAGAGCGAGAGGAACCUGCGCAGGGAGAGCCAGGAGAAAUAUCUGGAGUUGGACGACCAGUUUGAGCAGGAGCGGAGGGCGAUGAGGGGAAGAGAGAAAGAGAGGGAGAGAAGAGAAAGAGAGCUGGAGAAGAAAGCCAGAGAACAAGCCGACCAGUUGAUGGCCCUGGAUGAGCAGAAGACCAGCCUGACCCGAGAGCUCAGCACUCUGAAACACACACAUAGCAAGUUGAUGCUGACCUACAAGGAGGCCCUGGAGAAGAGGCGGGAAUCUGAGAGGGACGGCUCCCCUAUGAGGAAUCAUUUCCGCUCAAAGGCUGUAGAACUUCAGCCCGUUCAUGACCAGAAUGAACCGAAACCUGAAGCACCUGUCAUUCCCGUCAUUAAAGAGCCACCUGCGAGCAGGGAAGACAAGCCGAUUGCAGAUGGCAAGAUGGAGCAGCCGAUCACCGAUAUUAAGAUGCAGCCUGUGGCUGAUCCCAAGGUGGAGGCUAUCACUGACCUCUCUGACCCCUCCUUCAUUAAUGACAUCAUCAGCUCCACGCCGGAACUCAGCCAGCUGGCACACUAUGUGGGGUCAAGCACGCCAGAGCCCAGCCUUGCAGAGAACCACAACACCAGUCUUGAGGAGGAAAUGAGGCGGGCCCAGCGCGAGGAUGAUGAUGAUGAUGAGGAGGACGAAGAUGGCUAUGAGGAUGAGAAAGGAGCGGAGGAUGAGGAGAACAUGGAGAAGCACAACGGAGAGACGGGCAAUGGAGGAGGAGGAGCAGGAGGAGAAAGAGAAGAGGAGGAUAAUGAGGUGGUGCUGGAGGAUGAGGAAGAGGAGGACCUGGACGGGCUGGAGUGGGAGCUGCGGAACACAGACUCGGUCUUCUCAGAGCUGUCGGAGCUGAGCAGGGAGUACCUGGAGAGCGUGGACCAGGGGGCCAAUGUCAGAGACAACACUGAACGGUUGGAUGACAUCCUGUUGCAGUAUGAGGAACUGAAGCGCACCCAUGAAAUGGUGGACUCUGCCAGGAAGGCCCUCAUCUGCCGCGUUGAGGAGUUGACCAAUGAGCGCUCGGCUCUUAACCUGGAGGCCCGGUCGUCCCAGGAAACUAUCGACCGAUUGGAGGGCCGGAUGAGAGAGAUGGAGGAGGAGACCAAGCGGCUUCGCAAGGAACUGGAGGCAGCACAGUCAGAUGACCCUGAGGCUGUGCCAGUGGCCCUGCGGCGCUUCUCUCGUUCGGAGAUGGCGCGCGUCGUCAUGGAGAAGAACCAGUACAAGGAGCGCCUCUUCGAGCUGCAGGAGGCCGUACGCAGGUCACAGACCCUCAGGGUGGCUAAAGAUGAGCGUCCCCCUGUUGAGGAGAGGAGGAGCAGUGUCUGGACAAGGUUCAACCGGCUCUUUGGACUGGCUAAGCAGCCCAAUGCUCCUGCCCCUCCUGGUUCCUUGGCAAUCAGCGUUCCCCGGGCAACCCCCCCGCCCACACGCCGCUCCCCCACGGCCUCCCCUCAGAGACUCUCCAUCAGCGAGACCAGCACAGAUGGUUCUCUGUCUCCGCGUGUGAGGCGCAGGGAGCUGUACAGGGAGAUCCGCUCCCAUGUGUGGGGCACGCUGGGCAAGCAACAGGUCCAUGGCUGGAGCAUGCCCCUGUCACACAACAACGUACAGGAUCCUUCCCUGCCUACUCCUGAGCCUAAGAACGUGCCGGUGCUGGUGCAGCUCAGACUGCUAGACCAAAGAGACGCCACCGCCAAGCUGACCAACGCUGUUGCCGUCACCCCAGACAUCUCCAGUGAACAGACGUGUUCUGUCUGGGCUCUUUCUGGCCCCGCCUCCAGUAGUGAUGUCACAAUCAUCGACCCGACGCGUUCCAACACCAUCCUGGAUCAGUUCAGUCUUCCGCCCACCUCACCAGCACUCUGCAUAUGCGCAGUGCCACCAACAGGAGAAACCCCUGGAACAGUAUGGAUAGGAACUCAGGAUGGGGGUCUCCUGGUGCAUCCGGCCUCCAUGUCCAGACGCCGCUGUCUUCAGUCCGUCACGCUCACCGAGGGGGUCCACUCCCUAACGUAUUCAGAUGGUAAAGUAAUAGCUGGAUUAGCCAAUGGGACGUUGGCUUUCUUCAGCCACGGUCCAUCUGGCUGGGACCUCCAAUUAAAGGGGGAGAUGUCUCUAGGUUCUCCACCCGUGCAGCCCAUUCGCUGUUGCCUAGCAAAAGGGGCGGGUCUAUGGGUCGGUUACUGGAACAAGAUUCACAUGAUCGAUGUGGCGACUAGAAAAAUUGAGAAAUCGUUUACAGUGUCGGAGCGCAGUGAGCAGCAGGUGCGUUUCCUGUGCGCAGCAGGAAGUGGCGUGUGGGCUUCUUGUCGGCUUGACCCCACCCUGCGCCUCUUUGAUUGGACGACCGGCCGGCCUCUACAGGAAGUGGACCUGUCACCCAUGGUGACCAAAGCACUGGGUGCUGGCUUCCUGUCCCUGUCCCCUUUCCAGGUGUCUGCUCUGGCCGUCUGCUGCGGCCGUCUCUGGGUGGGCACUGCCAGUGGAGCCAUCUUCUCCAUGCCCCUCAGUAUCUGCUCUGAGUCCUCCAUCCCAUACUGCACCUUGAGCUUGGCACAGCUGUGUUACCAUGGCCACAGACAAGCCGUCAAGUUCAUCAUCUCCGCUCCAGGUUGUCAUAGCACAGCCUCAACACCAGAGGGCACUGAUUCCACAUCUCAGCUCAUUUUGAGUGGAGGAGAGGGCUACAUCAACUUCCGCAUUGGAGAUGACGCAAGUGAUGGAACUAAUGAGAACUCUCCUCAACGCUCGGAGCGCAGUCACAUGAUCAUCUGGCAAAGUGCCCAGCCCUGCGUGCCCAACCCUUCGCUAUGACGCUUGGCACUCGGACUCCUCUUCAAACAGCGGGUCUCAAGACAGGCGGCACCUCAACCCAACCCUUCCCCCUGACGUCACGUUACCCCCAAACUCUGCACUCUGACAUUUGACACCUUUAACUUCCUUCAAGGGACCCCAUAACCCUGCAAUCUGACUGUUCACUCCUCCUCCUUUAAACUGUGGGUUGUAGGAGAGACGGGGGGCAUCUCCGCUCCUCAAUCCUGCCCUCUGAUAUGUAACCACCCCUCCCACCCCUCCUCUGACAUGCCCACAAACUAUGCACUCUGGCGUGUGACAGACUCGUCCUUUUAACUUUGGGUUUUCGGGGAGGCGUCAUCUCAGCCUUACUAUGCCUUUUGCCUCAAUACAGAGGGCAGGGCUCUCAUGACAAACCUGGCGCUAAUAUGCAGUAAAAAAAAACAAACAUGAAACCACCUUACACUUCAUGUCACAGGCAAAGCUGUGCCACCUUCAAAAGCACUAUUCAUGACUGGGUUUUCAGGGUUCUGGAAGAGUAUGUGUCCAACAGGCUUGUACGAAAUUCCGAAUUGAAUGAAUUUCAAUUCAAAGUAAUGCCAUAAUACGAACACUAGGUGGUGUGUCAUUACCUUGAAUUUAUUUUAAUUUAAUCUACACCACCCAUUGAAAGUACAUAGAACACCACCACCUAGUGUUCGUAUUAUGGUAUUACUUUGAAUUGAAAUUCAUUCAAUUUGGAAUUUCGUACAAGCCUGGUGUCCAAUGAAUAUGUAUUAUCUGUCUGUAUUAUCUAUGGCUAUGUAUAAGUCGAUGCUGGCCUUACUCUGGCAUCAAAUGUGAAGGGUGGAUCUAAAGUAUUGAGAGCUCAAGUCACACCCCUCCAUGGAUUUAAAAAAAAAUGUAUGGGGUCAAAAGAACGGUUUCUCAAUUGACUCCCAUUUGCUCUGGUUCCAAUCUUUGGUGACAUGGACGGGAGUGGCUUUCUGUUAUCUAUCUAUCUACCUGCUUGUCUAUGCUGGCCUUAACCUGUCACCAAAGUGUGAAGGGUGGGUACAACAGGCCUGUGCUGUCCUGUGCCACCCAUUAUAAUGGUCCUAACGCGGUGGGGGUGCUGUUGUCUCGUGUGUUGUGCCUUUGUUGUACCUGUACCUUUGUUGUGAUGCACGUUGCUGUGAAUUUGGUCAGUAUUUAAUUAACGAAUUGUUUUGUUUUGUUUUCUCUCUCAAAUCGUCAUUCAUCAGACCUCAUGCAUGACAAUCAAUGUAAUUUUCUCUCGUGUGUGCACAUUUGAAGUUUAAAACUGCCAGGUUUACUAUGUAUUCAUCAUCAUCAUCAUCAUCAUCAUCUUUGUCAGCAGA
Molecule: messenger RNA, 4910 nt
Organism: Engraulis encrasicolus (European anchovy)
Lineage: Eukaryota; Metazoa; Chordata; Actinopteri; Clupeiformes; Engraulidae
Product: C-Jun-amino-terminal kinase-interacting protein 4
Exons: 27
Coding region: 457-3570 (1037 amino acids)
Biological process (GO): vesicle-mediated transport
Cellular component (GO): cytoplasm
Molecular function (GO): signaling receptor complex adaptor activity; kinesin binding; JUN kinase binding
Source: RefSeq, a predicted model, not a curated record